Marchantia polymorpha subsp. ruderalis is the source of this 2405-nucleotide messenger RNA. NCBI's taxonomy places the organism in Eukaryota, Viridiplantae, Streptophyta, Marchantiopsida, Marchantiales, Marchantiaceae. The record is from the annotation of a GenBank genome assembly.
GGGAGACCGGGACUCGCCGCCUUUGUUUCCGUGGGAUCCAAGAUUCUGGGCUUCCGGGCUCCAGAACUGUUCGUCUGCAGGUUCGAACGCUUGUCAGCUGAAUUUCGGUACACUGCGAAGGAGUCGUCUGUGGGCGUGAGCAACUGACGAUUGCACUGGACUCCUGAAGGAGUGGGGGCCGAUAGCUGACCGCGAAUUACUCGAACACUGGACUGCGAAAAAGGAAUUUGUUCUGGAGGAAAUUGGAUAGCUCGGGAGCUCGAUGGCGAUGGCCAGCAGCGCUCUGUCGCUGACAUGGAAAUGGCGCCGCCCAGCUCCUGAUUUUGUGCAGAAUGGACAAAAGUUUCUCCAACGACACUCUUCAAAUUUUAAAUCUGGAGCGCAGUCAAAGAACCAAAGGCCGGGGUUUGGCUCAGACUUUUUAAGGGUGACAGUUAGGCACUCUAUUCGUCCUUCUGCAAAUACAAGACUACCUCAGAGAUUGAGAGUCUUCACAACCGUAGCUCAGGGGGAAAAUGGAGCUAAGAACGGUGUAGGAGUAUCCAAAGGAGACCAGCUUUUACGGUGCAUCUCCUAUGAUGCUGAGGUCUCUAUUCUCACACUUGUGGCAACAGACGUCGUACGAGAAGCUCAACGCCGUCACCAAACUUCUCCAACGGCUUCGGCAGCCUUAGGUCGAGCUUUGAUGGGAACUCUUCUUGUGGGUGCCAUGAAGGGAAACGAUGAAUCUGUUCAGGUGACGUUUUUGGGACAAGGACCGUUAGGGCAGAUGACGACUGUCUACCGGGAUAACAUGGUGAAGGGAUUCGUUGUCAACCCUGAUUGUGAAACUGCUCUGAAAUCGGAUGGAAAACUUGAUGUAGGAUCAGCUGUGGGAACUGGUAUAUUAACUGUAGUGCGAAACAACGCAAAUUGGGCACAACCUUAUUCUGGAACUGUGCCUAUUUAUUCCGGAGAAGUUGCAGAAGAUAUCGCCCAUUAUUUAGCGGACAGUGAGCAGAUUAAUGUUGCCCUUGGAGUAGGUGUUUCUCUUAGUAAAAGCACAGCGGUUCAGUUCGCUGGGGGAUUCUUAGUACAGGUGCUGCCAUUCUGUUCCGAUGAAACUCUAGCAAAGUUGGAGGAGAAUAUCCUAAAAAUGCCGCCUCUCUCUGAUUCCAGCGAUGUCAUGACAGCAAAAAAAAUUUCAGAGCUUUUACUUGAAGGCAUUGGUAUCGGAGAUUAUGAUGACUUGCCCGAACCCAAAUUUGGACCCUGUACUGUCGAAGAAUUAAAGCCUCGCAUGGUGCGCGCCGUAGCUUCUCUGGGUAAACAGGACGUGGAGGAAAUACUCGCAGAGCAAGGUCACGUGGAGGUCAAGUGUGAGUUUUGUGCUGAGGUAGUCCGCUUCGGUGAAGCUGAUCUUCAGCACAUUUUACAACCGUCAAGCCAGUGAGCGCCAACAUUUUAGCUCAUUCUCGAAGGCUGAUUCAAGAGGUAGUGACCGUUGCUCAUUCUACGACGAGAGCUUUGUUGUAAACUUGUCGUUCAGCACCAGGACUUCGAGAAUCUGCUCGCUCCUCUGCAAAGGAAAGUUGCGGAGUCUAAAGGGGACAAAGCAGCUGCACUGCUAUGCUAUCUGGCCAUAAGCCAGAACUAUGUUCUCUGCCAGCCUGCAAGGUUUCGGAUUUUCCUUGCAGUGCCCUUGUACGACACUCAAUUCCUCUGUAUUGUCCUCUCACAUAUUGCCCUCUUUCGGGUUCGUUUACUGGCUUCCUUUCUGGAAAUGUCGUCCGUGCGCAGAACAGGCUGCAUGCCCAGAAGAAAGAAUGUCGCAAGUUUAUUGCCGACCGAAUGGCGUAAACCCUCUGAAGAUGCUUACGCGUUGAAAGUGUCAUUAGAACCGAAGGGAGGUCAUUUGUAGGAAUGUUACUGAGGACAUCAGUGCUGUUUGUGCAACGACUUCGUAAUGUGGACAUGAGAAUCAAUGAGUAGUAAGACGGAGAGAUCUUAGAUUAAUCGUAGCGGAGAAAAAAGUAGAAUCGGACAAAACUUCAUUCAUGACUCAAAAUUUGAGAAAAUGGUCAAGUGCCACCAACUGGAUAUUUCACUGUACGCGUAUUUCACAGUAUUUCAGGAAUCCAAACUAGCUUGUGCUAGCUGUCUAUCAAGUUGGUGACGUGAACUAGUCCAGCGCGUUAAUGAAGGCUCAGUGACAACAGUCAGCCAAGGAUAACUAUGGGCUAGAUUUCAUGGCUUUUCCAGUAGUGUAAUUUGUCUCGUCCCUGGCCGCAGUUCUUUACGCCGAAGGUAGCAACGGGAAGAAAGAUGAACAACUAAAAGCGCUUCAUACAGUUACAAGCCAGAACAGAAGAAGCGUGCCGGUCGAUUAUGAACACUUCCUCGUUGUACUUCCUCAGCAUAUUUGC